AUGCAUUACUUUCAAUUAAGAUCUAUCUAUCUAUCUAUCUAUCUAUCUAUCUAUCUAUCUAUAUGUAUGUAUGUAUGUAUACACAUAUAUAUAUAUUACUUAAAUAAUAUCUAUCUAUCUAUCUAUCUAUCUAUCUAUCUAUCUAUCUGUAUGGGUCCAGAUGUUAUUUCCUUCUUUCCAACCUUAUUUGCCCAAUUCAUACAUUUCACUAGGUGUCCAGAUGUUAUUUCCUUCUUUCCAACCUUAUUUGCGCAAUUCAUACAUUUCACUAGGUGUCCAGAUGUUAUUUCCUUCUUUCCAACCUUAUUUGCCCAAUUCAUACAUUUCACUAGGUGUCCAGAUGUUAUUUCCUUCUUUCCAACCUUAUUUGCCCAAUUCAUACAUUUCACUAGGUGUCCAGAUGUUAUUUCCUUCUUUCCAACCUUAUUUGCCCAAUUCAUACAUUUCACUAGGUGUCCAGAUGUUAUUUCCUUCUUUCCAACCUUAUUUGCCCAAUUCAUACAUUUCACUAGGUGUCCAGAUGUUAUUUCCUUCUUUCCAAACUUAUUUGCCCAAUUCAUACAUUUCACUAGGUGUCCAGAUGUUAUUUCCUUCUUUCCAAACUUAUUUGCCCAAUUCAUACAUCUCACUAGGUGUCCAGAUGUUAUUUCCUUCUUUCCAACCUUAUUUGCCCAAUUCAUACAUUUCACUAGGUGUCCAGAUGUUAUUUCCUUUUUUCCAACAUUAUUUGCCCAAUUCAUACAUUUCACUAGGUGUCCAGAUGUUAUUUCCUUCUUUCCAACCUUAUUUGCCCAAUUCAUACAUUUCACUAGGUGUCCAGAUGUUAUUUCCUUCUUUCCAACCUUAUUUGCCCAAUUCAUACAUUUCACUAGGUGUCCAGAUGUUAUUUCCUUCUUUCCAACCUUAUUUGCCCAAUUCAUACAUUUCACUAGGUGUCCAGAUAUUAUUUCCUUCUUUCCAACCUUAUUUGCCCAAUUCAUACAUUUCACUAGGUGUCCAGAUGUUAUUUCCUUCUUUCCAACCUUAUUUGCCCAAUUCAUGCAUUUCACUAGGUGUCCAGAUGUUAUUUCCUUCUUUCCAACCUUAUUUACCCAAUUCAUACAUUUCACUAGGUGUCCAGAUGUUAUUUCCUUCUUUCCAACCUUAUUUACCCAAUUCAUACAUUUCACUAGGUGUCCAGAUGUUAUUUCCUUCUUUCCAACCUUAUUUACCCAAUUCAUACAUUUCACUAGUCUCAAAGAACAAACUGCUAUGAAACAAAAAGUCAGCUCUUUUUAUCUUUCCUCUGUCUUGGACAAGAAACUGAAAUUUCUUGCUUGUCUUAGCCUCAUUCUCGCCGAUAACACAUGUGCCGUGUCACUUCAAUAUUGA
This is a messenger RNA of Acanthosepion pharaonis, 1371 nucleotides long. The record is from the annotation of a GenBank genome assembly. NCBI's taxonomy places the organism in Eukaryota, Metazoa, Mollusca, Cephalopoda, Sepiida, Sepiidae.